GUACCAGGGCGGUAUCGGGGCGGUACCGGGGCGGGCCCGUCCGGCGGCGCGGCGCGGGGCCAUGCGGCAGCCCCCGGGCGGUGGCAGCGGCGGCGGCGCCGCCUUCCUGCCCGCGGCGCGGUGCGGAGCGGCGGCCGGAGCGCCCCGCACAGCCAUGGGCGAUGGGUGGCUGCCUCCGGACUGCGGCCCCCAGAACCGCUCCGUGGCCGGGGUGACGGCCGUGCCGCCCGGGAGCAGGCAGCUGCCCGCCGCCGAGCUGCUGUCGCAGCAGUGGGCUGUGGGCAUGAGCCUGCUGAUGGCCCUGGUGGUGCUGCUCAUCGUGGCCGGGAACGUGCUGGUGAUCGCGGCCAUCGGGAGGACGCAGCGGCUGCAGACCCUCACCAACCUGUUCAUCACCUCGCUGGCCUGCGCCGAUCUGGUGAUGGGGCUGCUGGUGGUGCCCUUCGGGGCCACGCUGGUGGUGCGGGGCACCUGGCUCUGGGGAUCCUUCCUCUGCGAGUGCUGGACCUCGCUGGACGUGCUCUGCGUGACGGCCAGCAUCGAGACCCUGUGCGUCAUCGCCAUCGACCGCUACCUGGCCAUCACCUCGCCUUUCCGCUACCAGAGCCUCAUGACCAAGGGUCGGGCCAAGGGCAUCAUCUGCACCGUCUGGGCCAUCUCUGCCCUGGUCUCCUUCUUGCCCAUCAUGAUGCACUGGUGGCGGGAUGACGACCCCCAGGCGCUGGAGUGCUACCAGGAUCCGGGCUGCUGCGACUUCGUCACCAACAGGGCUUACGCCAUCGCCUCGUCCAUCAUUUCUUUCUACAUCCCCCUUCUCAUCAUGAUCUUUGUGUAUCUGCGGGUGUACAGAGAGGCCAAGGAGCAGAUGAGGAAGAUCGAUAGGUGCGAGGGCCGAUUCUACGGCAGCCAGGAGCAGCCGCAGACGCCCCUGCCCGCUCACCCUCACCACCAGCCCAUCCUCGGCAACGGCCGAGCCAGCAAGCGAAAGAGCUCCCGCAUCAUGGCCAUGAGGGAGCAGAAAGCCCUCAAGACUUUGGGCAUCAUCAUGGGGGUGUUCACCCUCUGCUGGCUCCCCUUCUUCCUGGUGAACAUCGUCAACGUCUUCAACAGGGACCUGGUGCCGGACUGGCUCUUCGUUUUCUUCAACUGGCUGGGCUACGCCAACUCCGCGUUCAACCCCAUCAUCUACUGCCGCAGCCCCGACUUUCGUAAGGCCUUCAAGAGGCUGCUGUGCUGCCGCCGGAAAGCCGACCGGUGGCUGCACGGCGGCGGCGGGGAGCUGGCCCGGCUGCCCGGGGGCUUCAUCAGCACCGUGGGCUCCCCCGAGCGCAGCCUGGCCGGGACCUGGUCCGACUGCAACGGGGGCACGCGGGGCGGCAGCGAGUCCAGCCUGGAGGAGAGACAUAGCAAAGCCUCCGACUCGGAGUCCAAGCCUCUAGAGUCAGCUUCUGAUGCUGUGAAGUGUGCCGUGAAAAGCAGUGGAUGUUUCUGUACCUCCUCUGGCUUCUCUGAAGCUCUUCAGCACUGGGAGCAGGUGGAUACCACCGAGCCUGUUCAUUGCUCAGCAAUGGAGAAGCCAGGAUGAGCACUACAGCUGCUGCUGCUGUCCCACCUCUGUGCAGGGCCAUGGGGCAGACUGCAGCUCAGGUUUUCCCUCUGUGCCAUGCUUCCCUCCCUGGCUGGGAAUGCCAGGAGCUGGCUGAGGGCACUGCAGAGGUGCUGUCUGUCCCCUCCUGGGCUGGCCCUGACACACGUUCCAUUUAUCACUCUGUAGUGCCUCAGUGUCCCCUCCCUGUGACACUCCUGUGGCAGAAGGAUCCCACCACACACCCUCCAGCAGCUGGGCCUGAACAUAAACACAGUCAAGAGUCCAGCGACCCAGAGAGCCAAGUGAAAUAACCCAGCUGCAUCAUUUGUCCACUAUUGCCACAAAGUCACCCAUUUUUCCCCAAAGCACAUGCAGUUCAGCACUGCUGGCCACACUGUGCAAGCCCAUCACUGAUCCCCAUGCCUACAGAG
This is a messenger RNA of Poecile atricapillus (Black-capped chickadee), 2019 nucleotides long. RefSeq names its product adrenoceptor beta 1 (gene ADRB1). Bases 62 to 1585 code for a protein of 507 amino acids. Lineage: Eukaryota; Metazoa; Chordata; Aves; Passeriformes; Paridae. Gene Ontology annotation, cellular component: membrane. Gene Ontology annotation, molecular function: beta1-adrenergic receptor activity. The transcript is spliced from 2 exons. Gene Ontology annotation, biological process: positive regulation of heart rate by epinephrine-norepinephrine; norepinephrine-epinephrine-mediated vasodilation involved in regulation of systemic arterial blood pressure; adenylate cyclase-activating adrenergic receptor signaling pathway. The record is from RefSeq and is a predicted model, not a curated record.